UUGACGAAGGCUGUGUGUAAUAUACCUCGAUCAGGACUGUCUUAGUGCGAUCAUUUAAGCUCAGCUGUCCGUUGGUUCGUUUACCGGACGCCGGAGAUGAGCGAGCUUCUACAGGUGUCUGUGAAAGGGCGUCAUGCAGGUAAACGGCAGUGAGCGUCCCAUCUGCUGUUGAUGCUCGCCAUCUCGCUCCUAAGUCGAGGGCACUCUCAGCUGAAGUGACCAUGAAGGACACCGGAGAAUCAAAAGACCACCAACUAACCGUGGCCUUAAGGAUCCGACCCCUCAGUGAUGCUGAGCAGGAGGACGGGGCCACCAUUGUGGCUCACAGAGUGGACGACCAGAUGGUGGUUCUUAUGGACCCGAUGGAGGACCCAGACGACAUUCUGCGUGCCAACCGCUCCAGAGAGAAGACGUACAUGUUUGACGUGGCAUUUGACUACUUGGCCAAUCAGGAGGAAGUCUACCGGGCUACAACAAAGGGGCUAAUUGAAGGCCUCAUAUCAGGCUACAAUGCCACAGUGUUUGCCUACGGACCUACAGGUUGUGGGAAGACGUACACCAUGUUGGGGACAGACAAGGAGCCUGGGAUCUAUGUGCGGACAAUGAAUGACCUGUUCCGUGCCAUCGAGGAGACCAGCGAUGACAUGCAGUACAGCGUCUCCAUGUCUUAUCUAGAGAUCUACAAUGAGAUGAUCCGUGACCUGCUGAACCCAUCCUCGGGGUUUUUGGAUCUGAGAGAAGACUCAAAGGGAGUGAUACAAGUUGCUGGCAUCACUGAGGUGUCUACCAUCAAUGCCCGUGAGAUCAUGGAACUACUGAUGAAGGGCAACAAACAACGCACCCAGGAGCCCACUGCGGCCAAUCAGACGUCGUCCCGCUCCCAUGCUGUGCUGCAGGUGGCCGUCAAGCAGCAGAGCCGCUGCCGAGACGUCCUGCAGGAGGUCCGCUUCGCACGCCUUUUCAUGAUCGACCUGGCAGGCUCCGAACGGGCAGCGCAGACUCAGAACAGAGGUCAGCGAUUGAAAGAGGGGGCCCACAUCAACCGCUCCCUCCUGGCUUUGGGGAACUGCAUCAACGCUCUGAGCGACAAAAACGGAAACAAGUACGUCAACUACCGGGACAGUAAGCUGACUCGCCUGCUGAAGGACUCGCUUGGCGGUAACAGCCGUACUGUCAUGAUAGCCCAUAUCAGCCCUGCCUCCCUGGCUUUUGAGGAGUCUCGAAACACGCUGACAUAUGCAGACCGUGCCAAAAGCAUUCGUACACGGGUAAAGAAGAAUCUGAUAAAUGUGUCCUACCACAUUGCUCAGUACACCAACAUCAUCUCAGAUUUGCGCUGCGAAAUCCAGCGGCUCAAGAAGAAGAUUGUCGAUCAGGCAGGUCGCCAUCUCAACUCAGACAGGGCUGACAUCCGCAACAUCCAGGCAGAGAUCCAGGCCCACUCCGGUCAUCAGAGCCAGCCUGAGUUGGACCAGCUGAGGGAGCAGCUCCUGGACGCCUUCCGCCAGCAGAUGGAGAUCAGGAAGAGCCUGAUGGAGCUGGACAACACCAACAUGGGGAUCCAGAUAGACACCUCCAAACACUUGCUCACCAUCACAGACUGGGAGCAGGAGCGAAAUAGGCGUAGGAGGAAGUGGCGUGCCGAAAGGAGAAAGGAGAGUAUUAACAAGGAUGAGAGCGAAAAGGAUUCGGACUCCCCAGAGUCCCCGCCAGACAGCAUGGAAACACAGGAGGUGGCCAUGGCCCGAGAAAACCUGCUCACACUCAUGGCUGAACAAAAGAAGAUCCGCAAACAGAAGGCGAUGCUGGAGCACCAGUUCUUGGAGCUGCGGGAUCAGGCACGGCACCUGGAGGAGCUCCUGCCCCGGAAAGUGAGCACGGACGAGCAGCGCGAAGUCCUGGGCCUCCUUUGCAAGGUCCAUGAACUGGAGAUUGAGAACGCUGAGAUGCAGUCCCACGCGCUGCUCAAAGACAACGUCAUCCGCCAGAAGAACUUUGUGGUGCAACGCUUCGAGCAGCACCGGCACUUAUGUGACGAGAUCAUCCAGCAGCAAAGACAGUUCAUCAGUGACCACAGCCUGCUAGUGCCCACCCACCUUCAGGAGCUGUAUGAUCUGUACAUGAGGGAGCUGGAUGAGAGGAAUUUGGACAGAGCCAUGGCCCUGGAUAAGGCCACCAUUGGACGCACGAUCAAGGAGGGGUCUCUGCCCAAGAUCGCCCUGCCCAGCCGCUGUCGUGACCCUUUGCAGGAUUUGGACUCGGAUCAGGAGAGUGUACGCAACAUGGGCUCUGACAACAGACAAGGCCAGGCCAGAGUCCGCAGACACACCCUGCCUCCCAUCCUACCUGAAUUCGAGGGGGACAAUAACCGGGUGUUCAAGAGCAGCCCGUAUGCCAGACAGAUUAAAAACUCAGUUGUCAUGACCCCACCGCCCAUCCACAUCAAUGGACAGGGGAAAAAAGAGCUACGACCAUUAGCUGCUGAGGCCUCUCUGAGCUACAGCCACCUCAGCCACAGUGUCAGCAGCCAUCUUGACUCCUCACCUGAGAGCAGCGAGGCAGGUGCAGAUGUCCCACUGUCACACAAGGAGAGACAGCAGAUCCUUAAGGGGGUCCAGAGCAUUGUCCUGAAAGCAGCCCGCAGACGUUCUAAAGCCCUGGAGGUUGACGCCUUGCGGCUUCCUCCUCCCCCUUCCCCCUUGGACCCCAAGAAGCAGAAGAGCAGUCUUUCUUUGAAUGAGGCUCCUCCUAGAGGCCUGGCACUGCGGCGCGGCAGGCAGCCCAGCCCCGAGCUGCGGCACGCCACCUCAGAUGACAACCUGUCCAGCAGCACAGGGGAGGGGCCCGGCCCGCAGAGCACCUGGACACGUCCACGCAAUCGACAGCCCACCACCAAGAACGCCACCCCCCGUGAGCUGGACUUUGAGGCUCGCCGCAGGAAGAGGCGUUCCCGCUCCUUCGAGGUCACUGGCCAAGCACUGCCUCAGACCAAGACAACAACAACCCAAAAGUUUCGUCCACUGGACAGCACAUCAGACCCUCACCUCCACAUCAACGGUCAGCCCCAAGCUCCACUGCUACGUCCCCAGCACAGGGGGGUCCCUCCUCUCACCAAAGGCAGGGCCUCCCAUAACAGUCAGCAAACAGGAUCAACCACUGAGUCCUCCACAGCCAGCCUGAAUAACUCAAAGCGAGGGUCCCAGCUGCGGCAGCCCCAGCCACGGCAGCCCCAGCCCCCGCUCUACAUCACCAACACGGGCACCGGGGGCCAGCGCGCACGCAGACACUGAACAGUUGCAUCUGUGCGGCACUAUCUACUACACCCAUUAACCCCAGCUGCAACCAAAACACCAGCACUACCAACCUUACCAGCUAAUCUUGAAAGGUUGAAAUGAAUGGUUAAAAUACCCAAACCCACCCCACCCAAGCCACCAGUAAAGAUAGCAAGCAGGUAGGCCACUACUCAGAUAUAAGGCAAGAUUGUGAGAUAGCGUAUUGGAGACUUAGCUAAGCAGUAGCUGAAUACUUCAACAGCAGCCUCAUUUGUGCUAUUAUCUGAGCUCUGAGCAACACCCACUAAAGCUCAGAGGCUCUGAAAUCCCCGGCCUGGAGAUGCCAAAGAUGAGCCUGUCGGUGGCCAGACGUACCUGGUCAGUUCUGUACUUAGGUUUUAGUUUGCUCCCAUACUUGUAUUUAUAUUGCGAUGAUUGGCGCCAAGCUCAUUAAGACUGUGGUGCUCCACCAAGAUGUUUGGCAUUACUACUGGACUGCUUGUUAUGAAUGACCCUGAUCGCUGAUUAAGGUCUACACAAUAAAUAAUAAUAGCCUACUGUCAAACUGCUUUUGUGUCAAUCAUCGUUUGUUUCAUAGUGAUGUUUGGUCUUAAUAUAAAAAAACUACACAUAUGACAGUGUUUAAACCUGAUCAUCUUGAUGAUUGUUGCUCACUGCAGUACUUAACGUUGAUAUACUCUCAAAUACCCCAGGGUGUAUGCCUUUUUUUCCCCCCUCACCUGAACACAACUGUUACUUAUCAUGCUUUCACGUUAGACGGGGCUUUUCCCCAACACGCCCCAUAGAGCACCAUGAGCUGCAGUCCCACUUCAGUUGGCGAUAUUUUUAAUGGAUUAUUUGAUCGUUGCCUUUUUUUUUCUUUGUUACCAAAUUGUUGUCAUUGACAUUGUUUUCAUAAUUACUACUUUCUUUACUUUAUUUUGUACAUUUUUUUAUUUGUACCACAA
This is a messenger RNA of Lampris incognitus (smalleye Pacific opah), 4240 nucleotides long. It is a transcript of the gene kif19, whose product is annotated as kinesin family member 19. The transcript is spliced from 20 exons. The record is from RefSeq and is a predicted model, not a curated record. Gene Ontology annotation, biological process: microtubule-based movement. The coding region runs from base 222 to 3290 and encodes 1022 amino acids. Gene Ontology annotation, molecular function: microtubule binding; ATP binding; microtubule motor activity. NCBI's taxonomy places the organism in Eukaryota, Metazoa, Chordata, Actinopteri, Lampriformes, Lampridae.